This is a messenger RNA of Xenopus tropicalis (tropical clawed frog), 4800 nucleotides long. Its product is annotated as MORC family CW-type zinc finger protein 3. The transcript is spliced from 15 exons. The coding region runs from base 1 to 2145 and encodes 714 amino acids. NCBI's taxonomy places the organism in Eukaryota, Metazoa, Chordata, Amphibia, Anura, Pipidae. The record is from RefSeq and is a predicted model, not a curated record.
AUGGCAGCGAAUAAAACAGGUGGGAUUCGAGUGAGCAUGCUACACCCCAAGUUCCUGCAUACCAACUCCACCAGCCAUACGUGGCCUUUCAGUGCAUUUGCUGAACUCAUAGAUAAUGCCUAUGAUCCUGAUGUUAAUGCCAAGCAAAUAUGGAUUGACCAAACUUUCAUCAAGAGCAAUAUAUGCCUGACAUUUACAGAUAAUGGAAAGGGCAUGACUGAAGAGAAGUUGUAUAAGAUGCUCAGUUUUGGUUUCAGUGAUAAAGUUGAAAUACACGGCCAUGUUCCCAUCGGACAUUACGGAAAUGGGUUUAAGUCAGGAUCCAUGCGGCUGGGUAAAGAUGCCAUUGUGUUCACCAAAAAUGAGUCUGGCAUGCACGUGGGCAUGUUAUCCCAAACCUACUUGGAGAAAAUCAAUGUGGAGAACAUCCUGGUGCCGAUCAUAUCGUUCAACAAGCAAAAGCAGCUUGUACAGACGCCUGACUCGAAAGCAAACGUAAAGGCAAUAACCACUUACUCUCUGCUGAACAGUGAGACAGAGCUCUUAGGUGAACUGGAAGCCAUUCCCGGCCGGAAGGGAACGAGGAUCAUUAUCUGGAACCUGCGAAGUUACGAACAAGGGAGCCAAGAUUUUGACUUUGUGCCUGAUAAAUAUGACAUCCGUAUUCCUGCAGAGAAUGAUGGGAUGAAGAGAGGGGACCAGGUUGCCCAUAACAGUAUCUAUUCUUUGAGAGCUUAUUGUAGCAUUCUGUAUCUGAAACCAAGGAUGCGGAUUGUUUUGAGAGGACAAAAGGUUAAAACCCAGCUGGUCGCUAAAAGCCUUGCGUACAUAGAAAAAGAUGUCUACAAGCCCAAAUCUUUACCUAAAACUAUAAAUAUCACAUUUGGAUAUAACUGCCGAAACAAGGAGCAUUACGGAAUAAUGAUGUACCAUAAGAACAGGCUGAUUAAGGCUUACGAAAGAGUUGGCUGCCAGUUAAAGAAUAAGGCAGUUGGCAUUGUUGGAGUGGUCGAGUGCAACUUUCUAAAGCCCACACACAACAAGCAGGAUUUUGAUUAUACAGAUGAUCAUAAGCGUACCAUGGAGGCAUUGGGACGUAAGCUAAGUGAAUACUGGGAGGAAAUGAAACAAAAAAAGAGUUCAAACCCUCUAAACCUUCCUGUAGAAGAUAUAGAGAAAAAGCCUGACCAGACAUGGGUUCAGUGUGAUUUUUGUCUUAAAUGGAGGAAACUGCCGGAUGGAGUGACAAUAUCAGAAAGGGAUUAUUGGUGCUGCAGUAUGAACAUGGACCCACGGUUCAGAAAAUGUUCUGUGCCCGAGGAGCCUGAAGAUGAUGACAUUACCCAGCCUACCUAUAAGAAGACCCCUAAGAAAAGUCUGCAAUCUGCUGUCAAUUGGAAUCCACCUGCUAAGAAGCAAAAGCUCACUGGAUCAGGACCAACUGAUCUCCUUCAACAGAGCAAUAAUGAUAAUGAUGUUAUUGUAAUAGAAGAUAAUGAUACCAAUUCAUGUCCUGCUGCCCCUGAAAACAUGAAUCAUGAGUUACAUGUAAAUAAAAAAGAUGCAAGCAAUGAUUACAACGAUCAAGAAAACCAACAGAUGCCAGGCUCCAGCAGCCUUUACCGUGAUGGAAUAGCCCAACUUGAAAUGGACAUUGCGCACAAAACCCAACUCCAGGAAAGUUCCAAGGACACAACGGGCCAAGAAAAAGAAAAGCAGAUCUCAGAACUGACGAACAAGUAUAUAGAAAUCAACGGGCUGGCAGCACAGUGCGAGGUGCCGCAGAACCUGGAGACUGAGGCAGGCAUUGGGCUCCAAAAUACGGCGGAGGACAGCAGUGAAAUGGAUUAUAUGGCUUUGCAGUUGGAUGAUAUAUUUAGACAGCUGGUUGAAUGUACCACUGAACGGGAUAAGUAUAAAAGUCAGAUAACAGAAUUAAGAAAUCAAGUUAUGAAAGAAGUUUCUCACAAGGAGACACAGACGGAUAUCAUCCCACCGAACACUGUGGAACUUUCUUUGGAACUGCUGGCAGCAAAGUAUGAACAGGCCCUUAAAGAAAUCAACAAGCUGAAAGCUCAGUGUGAGGUGCUGCAGGACCUGAAGGCCGAGUCAGGCACGGGGCCCCAGAAACCAGCAAAGCCUUAAGUUACGAUCUCUGCGGAUAAACGUGGCGCAGUUGCUGACCACAUUGAUGCCCGACCUGCAGUUAUGAUUGUCUAUAUGAUCAACAAAGUGUUUUUUACGUUACCGCAUUUUUAAUGUUAUUAGUUAUUUGCUUUAUUUCUUCAUUUAAAAGACUAUAACAUUGCAAAAAAAAGAAAAACCGCUUUGGAGAAGAUUUAAGUUUUGUAAAGAUCUGAAGAAUGUUUAAAGCAGCACCAACAUUAGGAAUACUUUAUGGCACAUGCAGUUAUAGAUGCGUACUUUUCUAUUGGAUCAUUGGUGAUUCCUGUAGCUGAAAACUGGGGUACGGGUACGAUGCAUUAGUAGACUAGGCUCCAUCUGUAUUUGUUGCUGUUUUCUUUUCUUUUAUGGGAAAAAUUGGAUAAUGUUAGAGGUAUAAGCACUUGUCAGUAGUGAUGCACCGAAUUCAGGAUUCGGUUCGGUAUCCAGGCUUUUUCAGCAGGGUUCGGAUUUGGAAGGGUUAAAUGUCACACAUGAGCAUGGAAGUGGAGAAUUUUUCACCGCACGCAUAAGCUAACUAGGAUUCGGAUCCGGUUCGGUAUUAGGCCAAAUCCCCUACCAUGGAUUAGGGGGUUCUGCCGAACCCAAAAAACUGGGUUUGGUGCAUCCCUAGUUGUCAGUUUAUAAUACAUUAGCCACGUUCAGUAUCUCCACUCGCACCACUUUGCUCAGCAUUGAGAAGCUGCUUAGAUUAGCUUCCAUUUUCCUCUUCCAUCUUCCAUCUGCAUGGCCUGUGUGUUUCCCUUUUGUCCCCUGUGUAAUCUGUCUAGUCUUGUGUCCUGCUGUUUUUCUGAAAUUCCCAUCACUGUGCUGUAAAGUAAUGAAGAAUUGGAAUAUACUGAAAACACUGCUAAACACUGAUCAGAUUUAUGAUGCACGCUGAAUUUUUUAGAUGAGGGUUGAUCAGAUAAGUCUUUACAGCAAGAAUAGUAUGAUGACUUAUCUGAUUGGCUUGUCCAGUGCCCUGAUCUGAAACAGCAUGAAACAGAGUUUUUCAGUACAUUCUGGUUCUUCACUACUUGCGGAGCAGUGGGAAUUUCUGAAAUAUGAUCUGGGGCUAGGGUUGCCACCUGGCCAGUAUUUUACCAGCCUGGCCAAUAAAAAUGAUGCUUAACACCAAUGUUAUUAAUAGGAAAGAAAUAUAAAAAUAUAGUCUGUAUUUUUUCCAGGAAAAGGUGGCAACCCUAUCUGGGGCCUGGGCAGCUGGGACAACAAUGUAGGGGCAGUUUCAAAAGGGAUUAGUAAAGGUAAAGUAGUAAGGGGUGCAGAAGAAUGAAAAUCAUACAGGUGCAGAGGAGAAUGGGGGAAAGGGACCAGGGAAAAUGGGCUAGAGAAGGAAAAAUUGUCAAAAAGUGAUAGUAGAAUUGGAAAUAUGAAAAUGAGAUGAUGCUGGUGAGAAGAGGAGAAAAGCUAUUAAAAGUACAGGGAAAAACGCAGGUUAGCAGGGAAGAGAUCAGAAAAUAUAGAGGUAGAAAGGGAACAGCAGUGGCAGAGGGGAAAGAAAGAAAAUGAAAUUGUUUUGUUUAUUGUCCAUGUUGCGUUACUAUAUGAUAUACUGUUCAGAAGAGAAAAUGAGUAGGAAAUGGGAAACAUAGGAGAGAACUGGACAUAUGAAUGGGAUACACAAAUCAGGAGAACAAAUACAGAAGAGAGCCAAAUGGGGACAAGAUAAGCAAUAUAAAAAUGAGAGUAGUGGUGAGCAGAUGAGGAACACAGAUAUAAUAGUGAGGGCUGUAGUUAUAAAGAAAAUGAUAACAGAGAGCCCAAGAAAGUGCAGAGUUGGACAGAGUGCAGUAAUGAGUAAUCACUGGGAAGGGUGAGAGGGGUAAAUAUGGAAGUACAAGAGCAGAGUUGUUACAUUUAUUUCUUAUCAUCCUAUUCAUUCUUUAAUCUCUCAUUCCUACCACUGCCUGGUUGUUAGGGUAAUUCGAACAAAUAUUACCAUUCCCAUACCUGAUCUCCUAAUUGCAACCUUUUGUUCUAGAAAAACCUACCUACCUGCUAGCUGGUCUUUUGUGUAACACAAACAAGUGGCCAAAAUAUUUAGUACUAUGCUCUUGUGUUUAUGGUGGUUGGGGCCCUAGACAAAUAAAUUGUACGGGGCCCUAGAGUUUCUGAUGAAGACCCCGGACACAUCAUUCAUAAAUUACCAGUCAUAUCAGUGUCAAUUCUGAAUCUAUUUCCUAUUCCAUAUUGAGAUGUAUAUUAUUGUAUAACCUAUUUGUAAGCAGGUGUUAUUUUUCCGUAAAUAGACAGGCAGAUAUAUGAACCCAAGUAACAAACAGGAGAUAUUUCACAAUUAUGCAACUGUGCAACAAUGGAGAUUUUAUAUUAUUUUUGUAAAGCUGUGUUUGUACUAAAGCAUAUAUAUAUAUAUAUACACUAUAUAUUACAAAUAAUUGCUAUAAUAUAACUGGGGAAAUAAACAUGAAGAGAGCCUGUAGGGCGGCUGAUAAGCAACAGCAAUAAUCUAUUGAUAAUAAGAUACUCCCUGUUAUAUAUGAUGCUCAGUGGGUCAAAUAAAACCCUGCUUAUAAGUUGAAGGAAUUCUGUUGUAAUUUUUACCUUUUUUAUUUUUAUUGGCUUGUUUUAAAAUGCAUAUUGCAAGCAACAUUU